AUGGGAAUAGCACAAAAAAUCGUAAAAAAGCAAAUUUAUGUUUGCGGUGAUCGUGCUAAUGGAUACAACUUUGGGGUUUUGACUUGCGAAUCUUGCAAAGCGUUCUUUCGUCGAAAUGCUGUAAGAGAAGAGGAAAUAACUUGCCCAUUCUCCAACAACUGUGGUAUCACUUCGGCAUCUCGCCGAUUCUGUCAGGCUUGCAGGCUUCGAAAAUGCUUUGCGGUUGGAAUGAACAGGACAUGGUUGCAAGAUCAAAGGCCUAGGACGCAUAAUAAGCGUAGACGUAGUACACGCGACGAGGAAAACUCAGAUGAGGAGGUCAGAGUGUCAAAAGCUUACCUAAAGGAACUGAUUAGGAAAUCAAGAAGGUUUGAGAGAUAA
This is a messenger RNA of Cylicostephanus goldi, 381 nucleotides long. The record is from the annotation of a GenBank genome assembly. NCBI's taxonomy places the organism in Eukaryota, Metazoa, Nematoda, Chromadorea, Rhabditida, Strongylidae.